UUCCUCAUGGGAGGCACAUUCUGUAUAAUCUCUCUCUGUACCUGCGUGGCGGGGAUCAACUUCGAGCUGUCCCGUUAUCCUCGCUAUCUGUACGGCCUGCCGGACGACAUCGGCCACGGCUACGGCUGGUCUAUGUUCUGCGCCUGGGGAGGUCUGGGGCUCACCCUCAUCGCUGGUUUCUUCUGCACCCUGGCUCCCUCCGUCCAGCCCAUCCCUCGAUCCACCUGCCCCAAGUCGAGGCAGGAGAACGGGACGGUCUGCUAGAGGGACUGGGAUGGAGGAUAGAGGGGCUGGAGGUCCAGUCCUAGAUAGAUAGCACCUUUAACCACACAGGAC
Oncorhynchus gorbuscha (pink salmon) is the source of this 336-nucleotide messenger RNA. Its product is annotated as transmembrane protein 178B. NCBI's taxonomy places the organism in Eukaryota, Metazoa, Chordata, Actinopteri, Salmoniformes, Salmonidae. The annotation marks the transcript as partial. Gene Ontology annotation, cellular component: membrane. The record is from RefSeq and is a predicted model, not a curated record. The transcript is spliced from 2 exons.